UGCUGUAGGACUGUAAGAGUGGCAUUUUGGAAACUUCAGACCUGCAUUCAAUAUAGUUCUGCAGUAGCAGUUUCUCAAAAUAGCCAGCAGCCUACCCUCCUACAACAGCAAGACUUUCUGAAGCUAUUUCAAGGAGGGAAAUGGGUGUAACAAACAGUGGGUUUAGGUGCCGUUAUUGGACCUAAAAAGCAGUUUACACAGUAUAUACAUGUACAUGUCUCUUUUUAUAACGUGAUUCUGUAUGGCUAAUGUUAUUCAAGGACUUUCCCAUAUUCAGUGGCUGAGUAGUCUGUAUAUAAUAAGGGAAACACUGAAAGAGUGAAUAACUGAAUAUCAUUUUAGCUUUUUUCACUCUGUUCCGUAAAAUUGGCAUGCUUUAUCUGUGUUGUAUGAGCCAUUAACAGAAUCAUACACUCACAGGCCACUUUAUGAGUGCUAGUACCACGCUGGACCCCCUCUUGCCUUCAGAAUUACUUUAAUUCGUCAUGGUAUAGAUUCAACAAGAGUUGAAACAUUCGUCAGAGAUUUGGUUCAUGUCGACGUGACAGUGUCAUACAGCUGCUGCCGAUUUGUCAGCUGCACCUUCACGAUGCAAAUCUCCCAUCCCACCAUAUCCCAAAGGGACUGUAAACUUAUUGUCAUGUUGAAGAAAGCAGCGUGAGAUGUUAUGAGCUUAGAGACAUGGCACCUUAUCCGGCAGAAAGUGGAUAUGGUCAGCAGCAAUACUCAGGUGGAAUUUGAGGAUGUGAUUGCUGAGCCAGAUGGCAGCCACAGCCUGGAUACUGUGUGGAAGGCCAGCUACACCACCUUCACUGUCUCCAAGUACUGGUGCUACCGGCUGCUGUCUGCCGUCUUCGGCAUCCCCAUGUCCCUGCUGUGGGGCUUUCUGUUUGCCUGCAUCUCCUUCUGCCACAUCUGGGCGGUGGUGCCCUGUAUUAAGAGCUACUUGAUUGAGACACAGUGCCUCAGCCGUGUUUAUGGACUCUGCAUCCACACCUUCUGCGACCCGCUCUGCGAAGCUAUGGGAAAGGUCUUCAGCAACAUCAAAAUGACUCUGCGCAAGGAGGUGUAGAGCGUAUACAGCAGGCCCGGAGCAGCCUUCCAGGAUCACCAAGCACCACCCCAGUACCUCUUUGUAAAUAUACAGAAUAACUCCCAGGUCCAGGACCCCAACUGCUGACUGCUUUCACAGAUUCAUACAGCCUACACGUUUGUUAAAUAGUAAAAUGGAUCAAUGUGCCACAGGACAUUCUCUUUCCUGGGUAACCAAUAUACGCAAUAAUAAUGCAACUCAAGAGAUCUGUUGGUGCAUUUCUCAAUUAAAGUAAAUGUUAUCCCAA
Brienomyrus brachyistius is the source of this 1340-nucleotide messenger RNA. Its product is annotated as caveolin-3-like. The record is from RefSeq and is a predicted model, not a curated record. NCBI's taxonomy places the organism in Eukaryota, Metazoa, Chordata, Actinopteri, Osteoglossiformes, Mormyridae. Bases 668 to 1072 code for a protein of 134 amino acids. Gene Ontology annotation, biological process: caveola assembly; regulation of membrane potential. Gene Ontology annotation, cellular component: caveola. The transcript is spliced from 2 exons. Gene Ontology annotation, molecular function: transmembrane transporter binding; molecular adaptor activity; connexin binding.